Messenger RNA from Cladocopium goreaui, 1017 nucleotides. The record is from the annotation of a GenBank genome assembly. Lineage: Eukaryota; Dinophyceae; Suessiales; Symbiodiniaceae.
AUGUUCUGCUCCAUCAGUCUUGCUACUUCUCAUCUCUUCAAUAUUGAUUCUUCCCAGCUAAGCCCUAAGGCCCUAAGGCCUUUUCGAUGUGCGAUCAGCCAUAUUGAUUUUCUGAGGUGGCAGUGGCAGGACAAAAAAGAAGAGAAGUGGAGCGAGCAUCGAUCCCGGGCAACAGGUUCGAACCGGGACUGGCGGGAGCCUCACAUCGUGGAACUUCAGAAAGGAAAGUUUCUUGAAAACGUCAGUCUGCUCCAGUCUUUGCUCCUCCACGCCUUUUUUGGCGCCUUCUCUGCGCCUCUGUGGCAGUGGCAGGACAAAAAAGAAGAGAAGUGGAGCGAGCAUCGAUCCCGGGCAACAGGUUCGAACCGGGACUGGCGGAAGCCUCACAUCGUGGAACUUCAGAAAGGUAUUCGACAAGCAAUGCAAGGUGAUCAAUGUUCUGAGGUGGUCAUCACGGAAUUCAUGGGCAGAACAGCGCGGCAUAUCCGGAUCCCAAUGAUCCGAAGUAUCGCAUUGAUUGGGAUGCUUUUCUCGAAGAGUCUCAGUGCCUCAGCAGAAACCUGGCACAUUUGCACCAUGGUGGAACGCAUGUCCCGCGAUGAUUCGGUAGCGCUGAGUGAGUACUUCCUGCGCACAGAACGCUGUCAGGAAGUCUUGCAAAAGCAAGGCAUGGUUGGUGGAAGCCUCAAAAUUGGGACAGCAGAGUCCAGUAAACUCGGACAGGCUUUGCGGAACCAAUCUGCACAAGCGGAGAGGCAUGCGCUUGAGUUGGCCUUGCUUCGAAAAGAGUUGGAGAUUUGCCGCAGUGAGGCAGCUGCCCAGAUCCAGGCACUCCGUGAAGAGCUCCGGAGUAUGGGACUGGUGAAAUUGGAGGCGCGAAACAGAGUUGAGCAAAAGAAAUUGCGAAAUUCCGUGUUCCUUGGAACCUCAGAACUAGACGACGGAUGGCCCGAGAGCGUAGAGGAGCAGGGUCUUCUCUUGUUAGUAUGGAGACACAAUUUUAGAAACAAUAUAUGA